CCUCCAGGACCCCAUGGGCUGCCUCUUGUGGGCAAUGUCAGCGACAUCCCCGCAUUUGAUCAGUUCCCGUGGCUGAAGUAUGACAUGCUUUCACGCAACUACGACACCGAUGUGCUGCGCUUGAGCGCAUUCGGCAGGAACCUCAUUGUCCUCAGCUCGUUGGAAGCCGCGACGGAGCUACUAGACAAACGCUCUUCCAUAUAUUCAGACAGGCCACGCAUGAUCAUGGUGAAUGAACUCUCCGGGUUUGGCUGGACGUUUGGGUCCAUCGACGCCAACGAAGAUUGGCGAGUAUGCAGGAAGAUGGCGCACACCGACUUCCAUGCGACGCCCGUCAAGAAGUACCGCCACGUCUUGACGAAGCAUGCCCACAACCUCGUUCAUCGGCUCGAUGCAGAGCGCGGGAAACGUUUACAAAUGCAUCUGAGGCACAUGGUCGGCGCGAACAUCAUGCAGAUCGUGUACGCCAUCGACGUCCUUCCGGAGAACGAUCCUUUCAUCAAGCUCGCCGAGGCUGCACAGGAGUGCAUCUCCCGUGCGGUUGCGGGGACCUACCUGGUGGAUCUCAUGCCCUUGCUCCGAUAUGUGCCUGCAUGGUUUCCGGGCGCCCAAUUCCAACGCGACGCGGCGAUAUGGCGGCAAGCGGCCGAGAAGCAGCUAAACGUUACAUUUGACGACUACUUGCGCCGCGCAAAUGAAGGAUUCUCAGGGGAAUGCACAGUCAAGGCCAUCCGCGAGAAAUUCGGCGAAGACACCGAAACGGAGCGUUGUGCCCGGAUGACGGCCGCCUCGAUGUACAUCGCAGGCUCGGAGACUGUCGCUGCCACGCUGCACACGUUCUUCCUCGCGAUGCUGCUCCACCCCGAGGUGCUCGCCCGCGCCCGUCAGGAGCUAGAAGCCGCCAUCGGGACGACCAGGCUCCCGAGCUUCGACGACAUCGACGCGGUCCCGUACCUCGACGCGGUCGUGAUGGAGGUCAUACGCUGGCAACCGGCCGUCCCUAUGGUCAUCCCGCACAAGCUGUGCGCCGACGACACCUACAAGGGCUACCACCUCGAGAAGGGCUCCGUCGUCACCGUCAACGUCUGGGCGAUCCUCCACGACGCGAAGACCUACCCGCACCCGGACGCGUUCGACCCCUCGCGCUUCCUCGCCCCGUCGGGCGCGGUCGACCCGUGCGUCCCGGACCCGUUCAUCGUGUUCGGGUUCGGGCGCCGCGUGUGCCCGGGGCAGCACAUGGCGCUCGACGCGCUGUGGGUCACGGUCGCGACGGUCGUCGCGUGCCUCGACGUCCGGCCCGCCCCAGGCGUCCGGAUCGAGGACGUGCGUGCGGAGUUCGUCAGCGGCUUCGUGGUGGAACCUAAGGAGUUUCCGUGCGAGAUACGGUUCCGCUCUGCGACGCAUGCCGCGUUGCUGGAC
Epithele typhae is the source of this 1419-nucleotide messenger RNA. Its product is annotated as cytochrome P450. The record is from RefSeq and is a predicted model, not a curated record. The annotation marks the transcript as partial. Gene Ontology annotation, molecular function: oxidoreductase activity, acting on paired donors, with incorporation or reduction of molecular oxygen; heme binding; iron ion binding. The transcript has 12 exons. NCBI's taxonomy places the organism in Eukaryota, Fungi, Basidiomycota, Agaricomycetes, Polyporales, Epitheliaceae.